Molecule: messenger RNA, 1290 nt
Organism: Branchiostoma floridae (Florida lancelet)
Lineage: Eukaryota; Metazoa; Chordata; Leptocardii; Amphioxiformes; Branchiostomatidae
Product: zinc finger protein 239-like
Exons: 6
Coding region: 1-957 (318 amino acids)
Biological process (GO): regulation of transcription by RNA polymerase II
Cellular component (GO): nucleus
Molecular function (GO): DNA-binding transcription activator activity, RNA polymerase II-specific; RNA polymerase II cis-regulatory region sequence-specific DNA binding
Source: RefSeq, a predicted model, not a curated record
AUGGAGGUACAGCAGAGCAGAGGCAAUGUGGGAAGGCAUGUGGUUAAACACGCUGGUGAAAAACCCUACAUGUGUGGGGAGUGUGGGUACAAGACAGCGCGAAAGUACCAUUUAUCCCUACAUAUGAAUACCCAUACAGGAGAGAAGCCCUACAAGUGUGGGGAGUGUGAGCACAGGGCAGCUCAAAAGUCCGACUUAUCCAGACAUAUGAGAACCCAUACAAAAGAUCGACCCUACAAGUGUGACCAAAGAAAACACACCGGUGAGAAACCCUACGUGUGUGGAGAUUGUGGGUACAGGACGGCUGUGAAGUGCAACCUAUCCAUACACAUAAGAACCCACACAGGAGAAAAACCCUACAAGUGUGACCAGUGUGACGUUUCUGUAGCAAACAAAUCUCACUUGAACCGACACUUACGAAAACACACCGCAGACAACACCACAUUGACCAAUCAUCAAAAAAAGCACACGGGUGAGAAACCCUACAUGUGUGGGGAGUGUGGUUUUAGAACAACUCGAAAGUCUAUAUUGUCGGCACAUAAAGAUACCUUGGACGCCCAUGUAGCAACCCACACUGGUGAGAAACCCUACACGUGUGAAGAGUGCGGGCACAAAUGUGGGUACAGGACAGCUAGGAACUUUGAUUUAUCCAAACAUAUGAGAACCCAUACAGGAGAGAAACCCUACAAGUGUGACCAGUGUGACUAUUCUGCUGCACAAAAACAGCAUUUACACUCCCAUCUAGCAAAACACACUGGAGAGAAACCCUACAUGUGUGGGGAGUGUGGGCACAGAGCGGCUCGAAAGUCACACUUAAUGGUACAUAUGAGAACCCACACUGGUGAUAAACCCUACAAGUGUGACCAGUGUGACUAUUCUACUGCACAGAAAGGCAUGUUGGACCAACAUCUAAUGAAACACAGUGGUGAGAAAUGUGUGGAGAGUGCGGGUACAUAACAACAAUAAAGUCUAACUUAUCCAAACAUAUGAGAACUCAUACAAGACAAAAGCGCUACAAAUGUGACCAGUGUGACUAUUCUGCUGCAAAAAAAUCCUCCUUUAACUGACAUGUAAGAAAACACACCGGUAAAAGGACCUAGAUGUGCGGAGUGUGCGGGUACAGGGCAACUCAAAUGUCGAACUAGCCAAGCAUAUAUGAGGAAGAAAUACAUGUACAACUAUGUAUUUAGUGUUACUGGCAUCUAGGACAUCUCAUCCUUAUCUACUUUUCAGAAGACGUACGAAAGAAACUAAAUCCACAAGUGUGACAAUUGUACAGCAAACAGUACA